Poecile atricapillus (Black-capped chickadee) is the source of this 2480-nucleotide messenger RNA. RefSeq names its product REX4 homolog, 3'-5' exonuclease (gene REXO4). Lineage: Eukaryota; Metazoa; Chordata; Aves; Passeriformes; Paridae. Gene Ontology annotation, cellular component: nucleus. The coding region runs from base 25 to 1278 and encodes 417 amino acids. The transcript has 8 exons. Gene Ontology annotation, biological process: rRNA processing; DNA catabolic process. Gene Ontology annotation, molecular function: nucleic acid binding; 3'-5' exonuclease activity. The record is from RefSeq and is a predicted model, not a curated record.
CGGUCCCACCCCGCUGACCCCCGCAUGGCCAAGCAGAGUCCUGCGGAGCCCCAGGCGGCGGGGCCGAGCGGCGCGUCCCGCGGGAAGAGCAAGAAGAGGAGGAAAAAGAGGAAGGCCCUCGGGGAAGCGGCGGCCGCGUCGAAAGGCCCCGGCAUGACGGCUGUGGGCCCCCCCCGCAAGCCCCAGGAGUUCUCCUCCAACUGGAAGGCGCUGCAGGAGUUGCUGAAACAAAAGGCAAAUAACUCCAACAAGCCUAUCUCUACGGGUCAAACAAACACCAAAAAGAAGCAGCCACUCAAAGCAGCCAAAAGCCCAGAAGUCCCAGCAGUCAAUGGGAAUGGGAAUGUGGUAAAGGCCAAACCCACAAAUAAAAUGGACAAUGGUUCUGCUAAAGCAAAUCCUCCUUUGGCCAAGCCAGAAUCCAAGGGGGUUACAGCAAAUAAGAACUUAAAUGGCACCAAAAGGAAUGGGAAAGGCUGCAAAGAAAAAAAGAAAAAUGGCAUUGUCGUGAAGGAGAAGGAUGAGCUGAAACAUAAGAGGAGGAAAGCUGAGGAACACGUGGAGCAGCAGCCCAAAGAGGCUGACAUCUGGUUUGAUGACGUUGAUCCAAAAGAUAUUGAAGCAGCAAUAGGACCUGAAGCAGCAGAAAUUGCCAGAAGGAACCUGGGACUUGAAACAGAGCAAUCCCAGUCCGUGGAGCAGGUGCUGGUUAAGGAAAAGGCUUUUGAUGGGCUGACCCGAGCUGUGGCCAUGGACUGUGAGAUGGUGGGGGUGGGCCCCAAGGGCGAGGACAGCAUCCUGGCUCGGGUGUCCAUCGUCAACCAGUUUGGGAAGUGCGUUUAUGACAAGUAUGUCAAGCCCACAGAGAAGGUGACAGACUACAGGACAGCUGUCAGUGGCAUACGGCCUCAGAAUUUAAACACAGGUGAAGACUUCAAAAUGGUUCAGAAGGAGGUGGCUGAGAUCCUGAAGGGAAGGAUUUUAGUUGGUCACGCCUUACAGAAUGAUCUAAAGGUUCUACUUCUUGAUCAUCCUCAGAAGAAGAUCAGAGACACACAGAGAUACAAACCUUUCAAACAGAGAGUCAAGAGUUCCAGGCCAUCCCUGAAGCUGCUGUGUGAGAGGCUGCUCAAUGUUCAGGUGCAGACAGCAGAGCACUGCUCGAUCCAGGAUGCACAAGCAGCUAUGAGACUUUACACCUUGGAGAAAAAGAAAUGGGAAGCUGCUGUUAGAAACAAAGUAACAAAAAAAAAUGUAAAACUUAAAAACACAGGGUAGAAUCUUUCAUCUGCAGCAUUUGCUGGUUUGAUGUCACAUUCCAAAUUUAGACAUAAGUCAGAACUGACAGCAGCUACUUCAUAAAAUCAAUCCAAAGUCAAUCUGCAAUAACCUGGAGGUACAGGAAUGCUGCUGCCCAGGAAAGCUGCUGCCAUCCCUCUGGAUGAUCCCUGACGCUGAUGCCUCCUCCUGUGUUCAAACAACCUUUGUAACAAAUGCCUACAGUUGGGAAGAACUUCAUCAGUUAAAUUUCUUCAACAGAAAUAGACACUGAAUAAGUAAAAAAAAUUAAAUUAUGAUAGAUGAAGGAAGAAACUGUCAUUGCUUUGUCAAAACUCCGAGGAUUAAAAUCUUUAUUUCAAGUAUGUUGAGGUCCACAAAGUGAGGUCUGCUACAAGGUGAAUUCUUAAUUAUUGCUGUUAGUUACACAGUUGUGGUACCUAAACCAGCAGUAAAUGCCUAUUUAUAUAUUAGUAAUAGCCCAAUAUUCUUUUUUUCUGGUGUGAAGAAUCUUCAAAUGGAGGAUCCAGGCUUUUGUGUACAGCAGUAGCCAAGUCUUGUUCUCAGACAAAGCGUUUUUCCUUCCUCAGUUUCAAAAGUAUUGCACCCACCAGGGUCUGAAUCUCCUGGAGAGAAAUGUGGGAAUUGUCAAACAGAAGAAGAUCACCUUGUUCCUCCACUUAUUUUUGUACUCAUUUAUUAAUAAAAACAAAGUGUCUAACAUAGGUCUUUGAAGUGGCUGCUGUUGUUACAACAGGAGAGGGAGCUUUCUCCCCUUCUGUGAUUAUUUUUUUCUGCUCUACCUUGUGACUGCUGUGUUCAUUGAAGGGGUGCAGGCAAUACCUGCAGGAGAACCUGGAGAACAGUUUGUAACUGUCUUUGAAAACAGUUCUGAAAACACAUAACUAAAAUUGGCAAAAUUAAGACUAACCAGUUUUAUUUGCUUGAUGAACAAACCUAAUUAUUGAUUUCUUGCCAGCAAGCCAUUGCAAAAGAAAUAUUAAUGUAACACAUUAAAUAGCUCUGAUGACUUGGCUGUUUUUUCCCUUUUUCCAGUGUGACUACUUGGUGAAAUUUCAUGUAAAUUAAAUCUUCCCACAAACUGUCAGAAAAUUUUUGUUGUUUUUUUGUUUAUUUGUUAAUGAUGCCACUUCCAAACCAAAAAUAAAUUAGAUAUAAUGUACUAAUGGCUUUAUUCCUGU